Hyphopichia burtonii NRRL Y-1933 is the source of this 7308-nucleotide messenger RNA. RefSeq names its product U4/U6-U5 snRNP complex subunit (gene PRP8). Gene Ontology annotation, biological process: spliceosomal tri-snRNP complex assembly; mRNA splicing, via spliceosome. NCBI's taxonomy places the organism in Eukaryota, Fungi, Ascomycota, Pichiomycetes, Serinales, Debaryomycetaceae. Gene Ontology annotation, cellular component: U5 snRNP; catalytic step 2 spliceosome. The record is from RefSeq and is a predicted model, not a curated record. Bases 19 to 7293 code for a protein of 2424 amino acids. The transcript has a single exon. Gene Ontology annotation, molecular function: U2 snRNA binding; U5 snRNA binding; U1 snRNA binding.
UGUUCUUGAAUCAAACAAAUGGGCAGAAAGUUACCACCUCCCCCACCUCCGCCGGGGGUAAACGGUAAUCGUCAAUCUCAGCGUCCUUCGGUUCCACCACCUCCACCAGGUUUACAAUCGAGAAGAGCUCAAGCACCACCGCCACCGCCACCUCCAUCGCAUCAUAACAAUGGAAGACAUAGAUCAUCUCAAGCACCACCUCCACCACCCUCAACGAAUAGGUUGACCUCUCCUAAGAAAAAAAGAACUAAAACAAGUAAUUUGGAUGAAACCAGCUUGCAGACAAAGAAGAGUAUGUGGCUUCAGUUACAGAAAAAGAGAUACUCGACUUCCAGCUUAAAGUCAAGUAAAGGAGGAAUUUCUCAACCAAGAAAGGCUGAAAUGCCGCCAGAACAUCUCAGAAAGAUUAUGUUAGAUCAUGGCGAUUUAUCUUCAAAAAAAGUUGCAUCCGACAAAAGAUCUCAUCUAGGGUCAUUGAAAUAUAUGCCCCACGCCAUUUUAAAACUUUUAGAAAAUAUGCCACAACCUUGGGAAAACUCGAAAGAAGUGAAGGUUUUAUACCAUAUAACUGGAGCGAUAACUUUUGUUAACGAAAUACCGAGAGUAAUUGAGCCAGUUUAUACUGCUCAAUGGGCUACUGCAUGGAUUAUGAUGAGAAGAGAGAAAAGAGAUAGAAGGCAUUUUAAGAGAAUGAGAUUUCCUCCUUUUGAUGAUGAAGAACCGCCAAUCGACUGGAUAGAAAAUAUCGAAGAUGUAGAACCUCCUGAAGGUAUACAGUUAGACUUACAUGAAAAAAAUGAUAAAUUUGUGAUAGACUGGUUCUAUGAUGAAAAACCUUUAAUCGAAAAUUUAGAAGUUGUUAACGGCCCCAGCUAUAAGACAUGGGCAAUAGAUCUUUCUACCAUGGCUAAUUUAUAUAAAUUGGCUCAACCAUUAUUAUCUAACAUCAAUGAUCCUAACUACUUCUACUUAUUCAAUAAGGAAGCUUUUUUUUCAGCCAAGAGUUUGAAUAUAUCUGUACCAGGCGGACCAAAAUUUGAGCCGUUGUUCAAGGAUAAAAUCAAUAAUCCUGAGCUAGAAGACUUCACUGAAUUUAAUUCCAUCGAUCGCAUCAUUUUCAGAAUCCCUAUAAGAACUGAAUAUAAAAUUGCAUUCCCUUAUUUAUAUAAUUCUUUUGUUAAAAAUGUUUAUUUGACAAAUUACCACGAACCUUUCAACUGUUCUGUCGUGAAUAAAGUUGAUGACCAGAACAAGCCAGCAUUUUCUUUCCAUGAUCUGCUAAAUCCAAUCUUUCCACACAAAUCUUCAAAGUCUAAUAGAGACUUCAGUGAUAUCGAUUUCAAUCUUGAUCUCCCUGAUUCGUUCGAACCACUUCUUGCUUCAAAGGAAGUUGAAAAUGAUGGUCAAUUUGAAAUUGUUGACGUUCCACUAGAACCUGAUACUACGAAAUCGGCCCUCGAUUUAUGGCAUUCCCCAUACCCUUUCAAUCGCCGUAGUGGAAGAACAGUGAGGGCACAAGAUGUGGCACUUGUCAAAUCUUGGUAUAAAGAGCAUUCUCCUAGAAAGGCACCCAUCAAAGUCCGUGUUUCGUAUCAGAAAUUAUUGAAAAAUUAUGUUUUGAAUGAGCUACACAAUCCCUCUGGAAGCAAAAGUGGGUCCAAAAUGAGUAAUCAAAGAAAGAUUAAGUUAUUGAAGAGCUUGAAAAAUACAAAAUACUUCCAACAAACAAGUGUAGAUUGGGUUGAGGCUGCACUUCAAGUAUGCCGUCAAGGUUUUAAUAUGUUGAAUUUAUUGAUCCAUAAACGUGGUCUCACUUAUUUGCAUUUAGAUUAUAACUUCAACUUAAAACCAACGAAAACAUUGACAACCAAAGAAAGAAAGAAAUCCAGGUUUGGUAAUGCAUUUCAUCUAAUUAGAGAACUUUUGAGAAUGGUGAAGAUUAUAGUUGAUUCACAUGUCCAAUUUAGACUCGGAAACGUUGACGCCUACCAAUUGGCAGAUGGUAUCUAUUAUAUUUUGAACCAUUUAGGUCAAUUGACUGGUAUAUACCGGUACAAAUAUAAAGUAAUGCACCAAAUAAGAGCUUGCAAGGAUCUCAAACAUGUUGUAUAUGAAAAGUUCAAUUCUGUUAUUGGUAAGGGUCCAGGAUGUGGGUUCUGGCAGCCAGCAUGGAGAGUAUGGCUAAAUUUUAUGAGAGGUAUUAUACCUUUGCUCGAAAGGUGGUUGGGUAACUUAUUAGCAAGACAGUUUGAAGGUAGACGUGCUAAUGACGUUGCCAAAACCAUAACCAAACAAAGAGUUGAUGCAUAUUAUGAUAUUGAGCUUCGUGCACAAGUCAUGCAUGAUAUCUUAGAUAUGAUACCAGAAAACUUGAAGCAAAGCAAAUCUAGAACAAUAUUACAACAUCUCAGUGAAGCUUGGAGGUGCUGGAAAGCUAAUAUACCUUGGAAGGUACCUGGUAUGCCCGUUCCAAUAGAAAAAAUAAUUGAACGUUAUAUCAAGGCCAAAGCUGAUGGAUGGAUUUCUGUUGCCCAUUACAACAGAGAUCGAAUUAGAAGAGGUGCUACUGUUGAAAAGACUGUUGCUAAGAAAAACUUAGGUAGACUCACUAGAUUAUGGAUUAAAAAUGAACAAGACCGUCAAACGAAUUUCGCUAAAGAUGGCCCAUAUACGACUCCAGAUCAAGCAGUAAAAAUUUUCCAAACCAUGGUACAUUGGUUAGAAAGCAGAAAGUUCAGCCCCAUUCCAUUCCCCCCUUUAUCGUACAAACAUGAUACCAAAUUAUUAGUUUUAGCCUUAGAGAAUUUGAAAGAAAGUUAUAAUGCAAAUGCUAGUAUGAAUUCAUCCCAGAGAGAAGAAUUAGCUCUCAUAGAACAAGCUUAUGAUAAUCCUCAUGAAUGCCUUGCCAGAAUCAAGAAAUUUUUAUUAACCCAAAGAAUUUUCAAAGAAGUAGGACUAGAAAUGAUGGAUUACUAUGACCAUUUGGUUCCAACUUAUGCCAUAGAUCCUCUUGAGAAAAUUACUGAUACUUAUUUAGAUCAAUAUUUAUGGUAUGAAGCACAAAAAAGACAACUUUUCCCUAACUGGGUCAAACCAAGUGAUGACGAAAUUCCGCCUUUGUUAACCUAUAAAUGGUGUCAAGGUAUCAACAAUUUGGAAAACGUAUGGGAAACAGACGAAGGUGAAAGUAAUGUCAUGCUCGAGACAUCGUUAAGCAAAUUUGCGGAAAAUAUUGACCUCACAUUAUUAAAUAGGUUGUUAAGGUUAAUUGUCGAUCCCAACAUUGCUGACUAUAUUACUUCUAAGAAUAACGUAAAUUUGGCUUAUAAAGAUAUGAACCAUACCAACCAAUUCGGUCUCAUCCGUGGUUUACAAUUUGCAUCCUUUGUUUAUCAAUACUAUGGGUUAGUAAUUGAUUUAUUGAUCUUAGGUUUAGAUAGAGCCAAUGAGAUUGCAGGUUCACCCCAACAACCAAAUAACUUCCUUCAAUUCAAAAAUAAAGAGACAGAAAUAUCGAGUCCAAUUAGACUAUACUCUCGUUAUAUGGAUAAGAUUCAUAUUUUUUUCCGUUUUGAUAGCGAAGAAGCAAAUGGCUUAAUUCAGGAUUAUCUUUCUGAGAACCCUGACCCUAAUUUUGAAAAUGUUGUGGGUUAUAAUAAUAAGCGCUGUUGGCCAAAAGACUCUAGGAUGAGGUUAAUGCGCCAUGAUGUGAAUCUUGGUAGAGCUGUUUUCUGGGAAAUUUCGGGUCGUAUUCCAAAAUCUAUUACUACCAUUGAAUGGGAUGAAAGUUUUGCAUCUGUCUAUUCAAAUGAGAAUCCGAAUUUGCUUUUUGCAAUGUGUGGUUUCGAGGUCAGAAUUCUUCCGAAGUCUCGAAUGCAAGAAGUUAAGUCUUCUCAAGAAGGUGUUUGGGAUUUGAUAGAUCAAAACACAAAAGAAAGAACCGCAAAGGCUUACUUACAGGUUAGCCCUCAAGCGGUUGAUAGUUUUAAUAAUAGAAUUCGUCAAAUCUUAAUGUCUUCUGGCUCGACAACCUUCACUAAAGUUGCAUCGAAAUGGAACACCGCUUUGAUCGCUCUCUUUGCUUACUAUAGAGAAGCUGUUGUCUCUACAGAGUCAUUACUUAGUGUCUUGGUAAAAUGUGAAACUAAAAUUCAAAAUAGAGUUAAAAUGGGUCUCAAUUCUAAGAUGCCUUCUAGGUUUCCGCCUGCUGUAUUCUAUACCCCCAAGGAACUAGGUGGACUUGGAAUGCUUAGUGCCUCUCAUAUUUUGAUUCCAGCUUCUGAUUUAAGAUGGUCAAAACAGACCGAUACCGGUAUCACUCAUUUCAGGGCAGGUAUGACCCAUAUGGAAGAAAAAAUGAUACCGACUAUCUUCAGAUACAUCACCACCUGGGAGAACGAAUUCUUAGACUCCCAAAGGGUAUGGGCUGAAUACGCAAUCAAAAGGCAAGAGGCUGCCGAACAAAAUAGAAGAAUCACGUUCGAGGAUAUGGAGAGUAACUGGGACCGUGGUUUGCCACGUAUAAGUACUCUUUUCCAAAAAGACAGACACACAUUGGCUUAUGAUAAGGGCCAUAGAAUUCGUAGGGUUUUCAAACAAUAUUCUUUACCUCGGUUCAAUCCUUUCUGGUGGACUAGUAAUCACCACGAUGGUAAAUUAUGGAAUCUAAAUGCUUAUCGUGCCGAUGUUAUCCAAGCUUUAGGUGGUAUUGAAACAAUUCUAGAACACACAUUAUUCAAAGGAACUGGUUUUGAUUCUUGGGAAGGUCUUUUUUGGGAGAAGGCAUCAGGUUUUGAAGAUUCCUUGAAAUUCAAGAAAUUGACUAAUGCCCAAAGAUCCGGUUUAAGUCAAAUUCCUAAUAGAAGAUUCACUUUAUGGUGGUCACCAACUAUUAAUCGUGCAAAUGUUUAUGUUGGUUUUUUGGUUCAAUUAGAUUUGACAGGUAUAUUCUUGCAUGGUAAAAUCCCAACUUUGAAAAUAUCUUUGAUUCAAAUUUUCCGUGCUCAUUUAUGGCAGAAGAUACAUGAAAGUCUUGUGCAAGAUAUUUGUCAAGUCUUAGACAAGGAAUUAGAAGUUUUACAAAUCGACAAUGUGGAGAAACAAGCAAUUCAUCCUCGUAAAUCGUAUAAAAUGAAUUCAUCCUGUGCGGAUAUUGUUUUACAGAGCACUUACAAGUGGAAUGUCUCUAGACCUUCACUUUUAAAUGACACAAAUGACUCUCUUGAUGCGGCCACAACAAACAAGUUUUGGAUUGAUGUUCAGUUAAGAUAUGGUGAUUAUGACUCUCAUGAUAUUUCAAGAUAUACUCGAGCUAAGUUUUUGGACUAUACAACUGAUGGUACUAGCACUUAUCCUUCACCAACUGGUGCAAUGGUUGGUGUCGACUUAGCAUACAAUAUGUAUGACAUAUAUGGUAGUUGGUUUUCAGGGCUCAAGCCAUUGAUGCAGAAUGCAAUGAAAGAAAUCAUGAAGUCAAAUCCCGCAUUAUAUGUCUUGCGUGAACGUAUUAGAAAGGGUCUUCAACUAUAUCAAUCUCAACCACAGGAGGCGUUUUUGAAUGCCAACAAUUAUGCUGAACUAUUUAAUAAUGAAACCCAGCUAUUUAUUGAUGAUACUAAUGUUUAUCGUGUGACUGUUCAUAAAACUUUUGAAGGUAAUCUCACUACAAAACCAAUUAAUGGGUCUGUGUUCAUUUUGAAUCCUAAAACAGGGCAAUUAUUCUUGAAGAUUAUUCAUACAUCAGUAUGGGCUGGUCAAAAACGUUUGGGUCAAUUAGCUAAAUGGAAGACAGCAGAAGAAGUUGCAGCAUUGGUAAGAUCAUUACCUAGGGAAGAACAACCAAAGCAAUUAAUUGUAACCAGAAAAGGUAUGUUGGAUCCCUUGGAAGUUCACAUGCUAGAUUUUCCUAAUAUCUCUAUAAGGCCUUCCGAGCUUCACUUGCCCUUUGGUGCUGCUAUGAAAAUAGAUAAAUUAGCUGAUAUUGUAUUAAAGGCAAAUGAACCCCAAAUGGUUUUGUUCAAUAUGUAUGAUGACUGGUUGAAAACGAUUUCCUCCUAUACAGCAUUUUCAAGAGUCAUUCUUUUGCUUAGGGCUCUCAGUAUUAACCAAGAGAGAACGAACUUGAUCUUACGUCCCGAUGCAAGCGUUGUUACCCAGGAUCAUCAUAUAUGGCCUACUUUCAGUGAUGAACAAUGGAUUGACAUAGAAACACAAUUGCGUGAUCUUAUUCUUUCUGAUUAUUCGAAGAAGCAUAAUGUCAAUAUUCAAUCUCUUACGCAAUCAGAAAUUAGAGAUUUGAUUUUGGGCCAAGAUGUCAGAAAGCCUUCAGUAAAGAGACAAGAAUUGACUGAUGUCGAAGAAAAGCCUGAAGCCAGUGACAAUCAACAAUUAACAGCUUUGAAAAGUACAACGCAAAAUGUACACGGUGAAGAGAUAGUGACUGUCACAACUACAAAUUAUGAACAACUGUCGUUCGUCUCGAAAAAUGAAUGGAGAAACCGAUUGAUUGCUUCUAAUAAUUUGCACUUACGUACCAAAAAUAUUUACGUUUCAUCUGAUGACUUUGUUGAUGACGAAAGUUUCACUUAUAUUAUGCCAAAGAAUCUAUUGAAAAAAUUUGUUCAAAUUUCGGACUUACGUACUCAAGUUGGUGCUUUUAUAUAUGGAUCUUCUCCUUCGGAUAAUGAUGAAAUCAAAGAAAUCAAAGCCAUUGCUUUGGUUCCACAAUUAGCCAACUCCCACUCUAUACAAUUCCCAACCAAAUUAUAUGAUAAAAAAAAUCAAAAUUAUUUGUCCAGUCUUGAGCUUUUAGGUUGGAUCCAUACCCAAAAUCAAAGCUCAGAUCUGUUAUCUCCUAUUGAUGUUACUUCACUAGCACGAUUGAAGAGUAACAAUGAAUCUGAAUGGACAGAAAAUUUGAUUACUUUGUCUGUUGCGUUCACACCAGGUUCUGUUUCAUUAGCUGCGUUCACCUUAAACCAUGAGGGCUACCAAUGGGGUAUGACCAAUAAAGACGUCAUCUCCGAUGCACCUGCUGGGUUUUCACCCGAGUUUUCCAAGAAGAACCAAUUACUUCUUUCCGAUAGAAUAAUGGGUACAUUUUUAGUUCCUGAUGAUAAUAUUUGGAACUAUUCAUUUAUUGGCCCAGUUUGGGAUCCAAAUGCUGAGUUCGACUUGAAAAUUGAUAUACCGUUACCUUUCUAUCAUGAAUUACAUCGUCCAACCCAUUUCUCUACUUUUAAUGAAAUAGAAGGAAUUGAGGUUGAAGCAGAUAGGGAAGACGUUUUUGCAUAAUCUCUAUUAAAAAUG